Medicago truncatula (barrel medic) is the source of this 3534-nucleotide messenger RNA. Its product is annotated as fanconi-associated nuclease 1 homolog. The record is from RefSeq and is a predicted model, not a curated record. Lineage: Eukaryota; Viridiplantae; Streptophyta; Magnoliopsida; Fabales; Fabaceae. Gene Ontology annotation, cellular component: nucleus. Gene Ontology annotation, biological process: interstrand cross-link repair. The coding region runs from base 119 to 2848 and encodes 909 amino acids. Gene Ontology annotation, molecular function: flap-structured DNA binding; hydrolase activity, acting on acid anhydrides, in phosphorus-containing anhydrides; 5'-flap endonuclease activity. The transcript is spliced from 14 exons.
AAAAUCUUGACAAAAAAAAAUACACAGAAAUAUAUAAAACUUUUGGUAUAAAAAGAGGGAAGUAGGAAGCGGGAAAUGGAAGGGUUAUGAUUUCAUUUCUGAGCGGCGCCGUUCAACAAUGGUACUUAGCGGCAGAGAAAGUUUGAUUCGAUCAAUCGGAAAACGUCGUCGUUUCCUUCCCAAUCGUCAUUCUAUCCUCUCCGAUCCCAUUCCUCUGUCACACCAGCAACCGGAACAACCUACUACAGCCGGUAGCGACUCCCUCGAAAAUGACGUCGUUAUCUGCCCCGUUUGUUCACUCUCUCUUCCCGAUGAUAACCGCCUCAUCAACUCUCAUCUCGAUUCGUGUCUCUCUGAACCUAAACGAAGUGGAACGAAACGAAAACUCACACAACGGACCCUACUUCAGUUAAACUUCACACGCCCUGAUAAUCUCACACACGAGCCUUCACACGUGUUGGAUACAACGUGUCAAGAACAAUUAGUGUUCUCUGAAAAUCACAGUGUUGAUGUUGAUCUUGUGGAUUCUGCAAUUGUAGCCACUGCAACUUCUUCGUCGCUGUCCCUGAAUUUCAACGAGAUUGACACUGAUCAUCAUGAUGUUAUUGAAAAGAAUGAUGUUGAUGAUGAUGAUAGAUGUGAUAUUUUUGGAGUGAAGUUUGAGACUUUGAUUGUGGGUCGGAGAUAUGCUGAUAAGGAAGAUGUAUGUAUUGGAGACAAUUUGUCUCUUUUGAGAGAUACGCAGAAUGUUAAGGAUCCAAAUGCCAUCAAGGUUGUUUCUGCAGACUCUGCGUCUUCUAAAUUUCUAGGUUAUCUUCCUCGCGAGCCGGCACAAUAUCUAUCUCCACUAAUUGGCAACUACAACGUUGUAUUUCAGGGACAUGUCACUUCUGUUCCGAAACAGCCUACUGAUGCUGUUCCAAUUCAGAUUAUGUGCCACAGAACACCAGAUGGUGAAAUAGAGUAUGAAGAUGAGACCUUUAGAUGCUUGUGGAAGAAGGCUCGGCAUGUUGUUGAGUCUGCUAUCAAGAAUCCUUCAUCUGUAAAGUACCAGAUGAAUUUUUGUCUUAUGCUACAAGAGGUGUUAAGAAAUAAUAUUCACCUUCUAACAGAAGAUGAAAAAACCUAUACGGAGUCAUUCACUUCAUUCUCAAAUGACAGCCAGAGGCUCUUCCUUCGGCUAUACACUAGAAAAGGACCUUGGUUUCGUAUGUCUAGUAUAUCGUAUCCCGAGAUAUUUGAUGCUCAAAAGGCAGUCAAGGAACUUGCUGAGAAAGAAUACAUAUGCUCUCUUGAAGAUGGAAAUCAACUAUGUGAAAGUGACAUGAAUGAUAUAUUGGAUGUGCUCACUGUCUCUGAGCUGCGUGAAAUUUGGUCUUUCUUGCUUAAAAAGAGUUGUGGUCACGGGAUGAAGAAGCAAGAUCUAAUUUCAUCUAUUCUUUCUACAUAUGCAGGAUUAUGGACACACCUAUCAACCAUGAUUUUGGAUAGAACUGGUUUCUGUGUCAAGAUUUCUUCAAAAGCUGAAUCUCUUAUCUGGCGUAUCGAGAGGCUUUUCUUCUUAAAUGGAGAGCAGGAUCUCUCGUCCUUUCUACUAGUUGAUAUUGGAAAAGUCAAAUAUCCAACUUAUACCUGCACAGUAUUGGAACCAAUAUUCUCAAGUCGCACGAAUCUUCUUGCAUACGAAGAGGCCAUUGAACUGGCACAAAUUAUGGAUGAAGCUCUUGAUGCAAACAAAACUGAUGUAGUAUUGAGGUGCAUAAAGAUUGCUGAGUCCCGUGUAUCCACUGUGUUGCCCAUUGAAUACUUGACUUCUGAAUCAGUGUCUACAUUCCAUCACUUAUUUACAGCACCAUGGGUAUACUCCAAAGUGAUCACAUUAGGGAUUUCCUUUCUUGAGCAAGAGCGGAGGUACAGUGAUGCAGUUGACUUACUUAAAUGGCUGCAAAAUGUUUACACUUGUGAUGUAAAAAGAGGAUAUUGGACACUGAGAUUAUCCGUUGACCUGGAGCAUCUGGGUUACAUUGAUGAGAGCCUUCAAGUGGCUGAAAAUGGAUUGCUGGAUCCAUGGGUACGAGCUGGUUCUAGAAUGGCAUUGCAAAGACGGGUUCUUCGCUUAGGAAAACCACCAAGACGGUGGAAAGUUCCUAGUUUUUCUAGGUCUGUACUGCGUAAGAUCCCUGAGGUUUAUGUUCAAGGAAGACCUUUGAAUUCUGAAUUAGGAGCAAAAAACCGGUUUUACAAUGAAGAAGGGACGCAAUGCGGAGUAGAAGAGCUUGCUUUGCAUUAUUAUGCCGGGGAGGGAUGGCAAGGUGUUCAUACAGAGAGUGGCAUAUGGUUAACUGUUUUUGGGCUUCUUAUGUGGGAUGUAAUAUAUGCUGAUGUGCCUAAUGUCUUCUAUACUAGAUUUCAGAAUGCUCCUUUGGAUUUGGGUACUGAUAGCUUUUAUACGGCGAGAAAGAGUAUCGUAGAAUCACAUAUGCAGCAAAUUCGUGAUGGCAUGGCUGAGGAGUUUCUUAUUAAGUCAUGGGAAACACAUAAUGGGACAUCUUGUAGAGGAGUUAACUGGGACCGCCAUUCCUUAGACGAGCUUCGUGCUGCUGUUACUUGUGUUGGGGGUUCUUGUUUGGCCUCUUUUUGCCUGCUUCUUUGUGAAGACUAUCGAAGUUGGUCUAGUGGAAUGCCUGACCUGCUGCUGUGGCGUUUCUGUGGAGAAUACAGUGGUGAAGCUAAGCUUGUUGAAGUGAAAGGUCCUAAGGAUCGACUCUCGGAACAGCAGCGAGCAUGGCUACUGAUGCUUAUGGAUUGUGGAUUCAUGGUCGAGGUUUGUAAAGUGAAACCUUUAUAGAUAAACACAAAUCGUUACAGGCUGCUUAAAAGUACAGUAGAAGCACAUAGAGGAUUACAGCUCCCAGAAAUAUUUCUUCAUGAGAAGAGUUCGCUUUGCAAAAUUCCACUAUCAAUAAGCAUUAUUCUUGGAACAAUAAGUGCUCUGGAUCAAAAGUGAACUGUUCUGAAUUGAAAGUAAGGAAUAUGAGGAAGUCAAUGAACUGAUAUGAAAUACCGAAGCUCAGAUCAAUAUAUAUUAUAUAUUUUUGAAUAGACAAAUGUUUGCGGUUAAUUUGUUUGGGGAGGAGGAAGUUGUUAGCAGCAGGGAUCGAACUUGGACUUCUUAAUUCUAAGUAGGAUUUCCAACCUAUACCAUUGGACUACACCUUCAGAGACUCAAAUCAAAAUAUAUUGGUCCUGCGUAAUGGUGUAUGUGCAAGGGGUUCUGAGAUAUUUGCAUUGGAUUCCAUCCUCCUAUGGAUUUGCAGAUUCUGAAGCAAAUCUUUUCAUGCUAAAAGUCUUAUUCUAUUUUUACUUUUUUGCCUCAUUCAGUCAUUCCUUACCAAGUCUCCAAAAUGAUAGUCAAGACUUUGGUUUGUUAAGUGAGAUGAGCUAUUUCAUGUAAAUCGAAUUAUUGAUCAUAUAUGAAAAGAACAAAAAAAAUGAUGUUACCCUCAAUCACACAAGUGAGUAUGAUUUGUUCCA